AUGAACGGCACUGUCCUUACAUAUGAGAGGGCUCAUGCGUUCAUGGCCUUCUAUAGUCAACAAUUCGCGCUCGGUAAACCUAUCAUUCGCAUCGACACGCUUCCGCAUAAACCAGGAUCAUCUGCCAUCAUGAUGUUUGGCGAAUCACGUAUGUCUUACGGGAGUGGCCCAACGGACGGGGCAGCGAAGCGAGAUUGUUAUUUGAAGGGAGCACACAAGGUGGAAAGCUUUGAUCCCGAAAUAUGGAAGUUGUUUGUCGCCAGUGAGGCGCCCAAGGCUCAGGCAACUCAAGAACGACCAGCUGCACCAGCUGUUUGUACAAGCACUCGCCCUCGUGCUCGCCUUCUUGAUCCAUAUGCAGCACAGUCGCAUCAGUUCGUUUGCAGAACCUCCCAACAUGUCCGCUCUUCAGCUACGUUCUCGGCCACUGUCGUGAGAUCGAGCACCGCCCGCUAG
This is a messenger RNA of Pleurotus ostreatus (oyster mushroom), 456 nucleotides long. RefSeq lists its product as uncharacterized. The record is from RefSeq and is a predicted model, not a curated record. Lineage: Eukaryota; Fungi; Basidiomycota; Agaricomycetes; Agaricales; Pleurotaceae. Bases 1 to 456 code for a protein of 151 amino acids. The transcript has a single exon.